Macadamia integrifolia is the source of this 995-nucleotide messenger RNA. Its product is annotated as universal stress protein PHOS34-like. NCBI's taxonomy places the organism in Eukaryota, Viridiplantae, Streptophyta, Magnoliopsida, Proteales, Proteaceae. The record is from RefSeq and is a predicted model, not a curated record. Bases 165 to 806 code for a protein of 213 amino acids. The transcript is spliced from 4 exons.
AUUGAGAUGUGCGCCUCGUCUUGUGCUAUUGAUGUAUAGAGAAGUUGAGUGAAGCAAUGACAAUUAAAGAUCAAUUUCUUCAUUGAGACCUCAUUAUAUAGUCUGUAGCACACAGAAACAGAAGAGCAACUUGGGGAGAGAGAGACAGAGAGAGUGUGGAAGAGAUGGAGACGACAACUUAUACAAGUGAAGGAGAGGUAGGAGAAGGGAGUAAGCAGCAGGAGAAGGCAAUGGUGGAGGUGGAGAAGAAGCAGAUGAAGGUGACGGUGGCAAUCGACGAGAGUGACGAGAGCUUCCAUGCUCUCAAGUGGGUUCUCGAUCACCUCUUUUUCUUCUUGCCUUCUUCUUCUUCUUCUUCUUCUUCUUCUUCUUCUUCUUCUUCUUCUUCUGGUGCAGGUGUAGCCGCUGAGUCUGAGCUGAUCCAGUAUCAAGAACGUGGCACUGUUAUCCUCGUACACGUUCAGCAGCCUUUCCACUACUAUAUCUUCCCCGCCGGUCCGGCAGUUAUUAAGACAACACCUUUAGUGUUGGAUUCAGUAAGGAAGGCCCAAGAAGAGAACUCCGCAGUAUUAAUGACCCGUGCAUUAAAAUUAUGCAAGGAGAGGCAGGUAAGAGCUGAAGCUAUGAUUCUUGAUGGAGAACCCAAGGAAAUGAUUUGUGAGACUGUAGAGCAUAUUGAUCCUACUCUCUUAGUGGUUGGCAGCCGAGGCCGUAGCAAGACCAAGAGGGCAUUUCUAGGAAGUGUUAGUGACUAUUGUGCACAUCAUGCUAAAUGCCCUAUUCUGAUUGUGAAGCCCAAAAAGUGAAGAAUCUAGUAACAAUAAGGUUAAGCUUGUGAUGCUUUGGAGGAAAGUAGCAAUCUAUCCUAUUAACAGUGGUAACUGGGCUUUUAAUUAGCUUGAGAAUAAGCAAGAGAUUUCUCCCUGACAUUAUUGUAAUAAGAAUACUCACUGUACUGCUUGAUAUUAUGUAUAGGAGAAGUAUUGUAACCACCA